Messenger RNA from Schistosoma intercalatum, 3762 nucleotides. Lineage: Eukaryota; Metazoa; Platyhelminthes; Trematoda; Strigeidida; Schistosomatidae. The record is from the annotation of a GenBank genome assembly.
GUUAGAGAGAACUUUAUUCUCAAGGUCAAGUUUCAAGGUCCUUUGUAAUAUGUAUCCGAACCAGGGACUUAUGUUUAAUGAAUUCCCACUGGACCAACAUACUCUUCGAGAUCUCAACCGCCAUGAAAAAAGUUUAGGUCUACUCACUGAAAAGUUCGUUCAGCUUCUUAAAGAGGCUCCAGAUGGAAUUUUGGACCUUAAGAUGGCGGCAGAUUUCCUAGCUGUGAGGCAAAAAAGAAGAAUCUAUGACAUUACGAAUGUUUUGGAAGGUAUAGGUCUGAUAGAAAAGCGAACGAAGAACAGUAUUCAGUGGAAGGGCGGAAGUGCAGCUACAAAUGGACCUGAUAUUCAAGCUCGUCUAGAUGAACUUCAAGCUGAAGUUGAGUAUUUAGAAAAUCUUGAAAAAAAAGUUGAUGAACAUAGAGGAAAAGUUUUACAGUCACUGAAAAAUGUUCAAGAGGAUUUAGAUAAUAUGCAAUACGCUUAUGUUACGCACCAAGAUCUGAUUAAUAUUUUUCAAGAUCGUACAAUGCUGAUAAUACGUGCACCACCUGGAACUAAACUGGAAGCACCUGUACCUGAAAAUCCUAUGGAGCAACAACCUGUUCAAACGAUUUUCUCAUUAAAACGUUCAUACAAAGUUCAUGUGAAAAGCUUCACAACACCGAUUCACGUCUUAUUGGUAAAUCAAGAAGAGGGUAGUGACAAAGCUCGUGUACUCCCUGUACCAGCAACUUCGGACUCGAUUGCUCUCGCUCGUCGUCCCGCCGCGAAAUCUAAUGGUAAGUUGUACUUAAGAAAAGUUGAGGUUCAGUACACUUUUACUUAUUUCUGCCCCAGUGACAAACAACAUGUAACACAAUGGCUUUUCAAUUUACCGUUGUAUUUGUUCCCAUGUACCUAAGCCUAAUGUUGUCGUACAUAAUUUCAACUACACGUGCAUGGCCGUCCCUUAAUUCACACGCAGCAAGGAGAAAUUUACCAGAACACACGUAUAUGAAAUACAUACCACAUACUAAAGUAAGGUAUAAUAAACCAGCUCAGUUUCUAUUCGCUGUCAGAAUAAUUUUACAUUAGCAGUCCGUAGCUUUCUCCCUGCGUACCGACACAUCAGUAGACAUUGUGCUUCGAGGUAGAUGGUAGUUAGAUACACCUCCCAACCAUCGCGUGUAAUGAAAUACAAAUGCAUCACCAACCGAUUUAACAUGCUUACCUAGUACCCUUACUUUAAUCCCGAAAUUACUCACCUGACGAACUUAAUGUAUGCGAAGAGUGCUUCGAAGACACCUAUGAUCAAACACCUAACUUACGAGUGUCCUCUACUUUUAGAAGCCAUGCUUCACGUCCGUAAAGAAAAAAGCGAACUGCUCUGUAUAAUCGCCCUCUGAUUGACAGACGGGCUUACGCCACAUUUGAUGUAAGUUACCAAAAGCCAAGCAGACUUCCCAAAUUCGCGCCGAGAUUCCGUUGGACACCAAUCCACGAAGACUGAUGGAACCUCCAAAAUAGGUAAGGUGGUUACCUCUGAAAGCAUCUGUGUAACAAAGUAAAAUACAAAUUGAGGUAUCAGGCAGUUCAUCCUAAGCCUAGACUCGAUCAGUAGUAUACGAAUUAAGAGAGUUCACAAGGUUUAUGUAUAUCUUCGGUUUAUCCCUUCAUGACAAAUACUGCCACAAAACGUCGCAGUCAAUGGAGCCGAAUACUGCUUCCCAUCCGAGUUUCGGUAGUAUCCAUAUGUUUAAAGACUGGACUAACAGGGAAUAUUUGUUCAAAAUAUCCACCCAGGUCUAAAGCGAGCUCGUUUUUACCAACUCUGCUGUUUGGCAUCUUAGAAUUAAGUGGUUAUAAAGGCUAACAUUUUAGACACUGUAUUAGCCAAAUUGAUUUCUUCGUGGCUAUCGCAAGAGGAUUUCUAUCUUAUAAAAUAAAACGAUUGGCGACUAAGGUCAGUCAGAUGAGAUUGUAUCCAGCUCUCAACCUUUAGGUAGUAUGUAAGCCAAAUUAACUGUUAGAACUGGACAAGUAUCCUUAAGAUCAUAUUUCACUACGAGUGAAAUAUGAUCUUGUUCAUAUCACUAAGAGCUAGGAAACGUGUAAAUUUCCUACUUAAGUUGUUUGGAAAUAGUCGGCAACUGUAGGUCAGUUAGACUUUCGCUUACACUGUUCGUUCCAAUUACCCGGUUAAAAGUAGACCAUGGUCCUAUCUUUUUUGGAGUUUCUCACUAGCAGGCGACCUUCGAAUACAUUUUUCCUCGAUAAACCUGAACAAUCGUCCGGUGUUAAUUGUCGCUGCUACCUUUUCUGUCUCUUGUUCUCAUCGCCCGCUACUGCUCACAAUGAUUGAGUAAACUUUCCAGUCUACCUCCAAGUUGUUUCUGCUCCUCGUGUUCAGAGCAUGACGAGGUGAGUUUCCAAGCAUCUAUCAGUUGAGUAGACUCAAACAAAAUCUAGUGACCUAUCCUAACCAUUUGUUGCAACCCACUAGUAGAAAUCACCACUGUUUAAAUGACGUGCCAAGCUACAUUGCAGUGAAUAUUACUUUCAUGACCAACCAAGUCUUUUACUAUUUGUUUCUGAAAUACAUAUUUUUGACCUUUACAUCAUUGAGUUUAACUCCAAAAUAUCUUCCUAAUGUGGCUUUUCUGCGUCCAGUAGAACAAAGGCAUGACCAGAGUCUGCAAAUACACAAGAGGGAGUCGUGUUGGUUCUCUAUAUUAGAUAGUUGAUGUCAGACCAGUAACCACACUUGGUUUGUAUAUGCAUGAGUUACGAAGAAGCAGCACAUGUUAUGUCAGCUGUUUAAUCGGUCAAAAUAUCUGAACAUAGAAAGCCCCAACAGUUCAGGAUGGUAGAAAUAGCAAUUCGUAAACUGACUCGCUAGCACUGAUUGUGUGCAGAGAAAAAAGUGAAAUCAAUAGUAGAAACAAAAAAUAUCGGGAAGUGAAGUAAGGAUUUGACCAUAAACAAGAUCUCUCUAAUGAUGUGGACGGUUGUCACUUCCCAUUGCUCGCAAUGUGGGGUGAUAUAUAUUCUCGAAAUAUUUGAAGAAACUGAGCCAUUAGUAGUGACCUUGCUGACUUAGGAGCGUGACCACAGAGCUCAAGGUAUAAUUGCUGGAGGGCAGUCAGUCCCGUUGUAAGCAGUUUUUGGUGUUAUCCCUUUGCUAUUCAAGCUUUACGACCAGCAUUAGUAAUUUGUAGGACAAGGUCAAACGCGUUAUUUUCAGGGUGUACCCUCUGAUUCCUUCACACAAAUCUGAGAAGACACAACCGCCGAUUAUCUGAAAAUAAUACUCUACUGUCACUAGACUUCUGUACAGCCAGCAGUAAAACUUUGCUCUCAGGCCUUAAGUCGCUGGUCUUAAACAGAUGUGGCUGGUAUGGUACGACCUGGGGAUAUAGCUCAUCUAAGUCAUCACAACAAGUAAGCCCAAACUAAGUCGAUACAGCAUCUACAAUUGGGCAAAAAUUAAGAAAAAAUAUAUAUAACAUAGAAUGAACAGACGUAAAUUUCGUAACAUUGUAAUUUGUUUGUUUAAAAGAAAAUUUCUUUUAUUUUCAGAAGAGAAAGCAUUUGUGAGUCCAUUAUUGCCACUCAGUCCACCACCCAGUGAAUGUGAUUUCAACUACAAUUUGGAGGAUACAGAAGGUGUCUGCGAUUUAUUUGAUAUUCCUAUUAUCUCUACAUCUGCCAACUGACUAUUUAUUGUACUCUUUCGACAAAACAAUAAAACCCAUAUAAAUAAGUAAAUAUUUUAUUGUC